Pseudozyma hubeiensis SY62 is the source of this 2877-nucleotide messenger RNA. RefSeq names its product U3 snoRNP protein. The transcript has a single exon. Bases 1 to 2877 code for a protein of 958 amino acids. Gene Ontology annotation, biological process: maturation of SSU-rRNA from tricistronic rRNA transcript (SSU-rRNA, 5.8S rRNA, LSU-rRNA). The record is from RefSeq and is a predicted model, not a curated record. Gene Ontology annotation, cellular component: Pwp2p-containing subcomplex of 90S preribosome; small-subunit processome. Gene Ontology annotation, molecular function: snoRNA binding; protein binding. Lineage: Eukaryota; Fungi; Basidiomycota; Ustilaginomycetes; Ustilaginales; Ustilaginaceae.
AUGGAAAGGGUUCAGUAUCAGCUGGAACGAUCCGUUCCGCAGCUGCAGCUGCUCGACGAGAACGGCGUCUUCACCAAAGAGCAGCUCCGAUCCAUCACAACACAACGUCAGACCUUCGAGGGUCGGCUCCUCCGACGAGGUCCUGACAAGAACGACUUCCUCCGCUACGCAGAUUUCGAACGCAACCUCGCCGACCUCAUCAACGUCAAAGCCAACCGCAUCGGUCUGCCUCGCUCCUUUCACCGCGACAAUGCAGCUUCACACACGGGUCACAUUGUGGCCAUCUACGAGCGUCUCGUGCUCAAGUUCAAGUACGACGUUGAUGCGUGGCAGCGAUACAUUGCCUUUGCAAAGAGCAGGAAGAUGCGAGUCGUCACCGGAAGAGUCUAUGCCCGUGCGCUGGCGUUGCAUCCCAACAAUGUCCCGCUCUGGCUAGCUGCGGCUGCACACGAAUUAAACGACAACUCCUCGACGACCGCCUCCCGCUCACUUCUUCAACGAGCACUCAGGCUGAAUCGUCUUCCAUGGAAGCAGAGCACUGCCGGCACUUCUGCUUCUGCGGGCAACAAGCGGAGCAGUACCGGCGAAGCUUCCGACUCCAACAAGCGACCCCGUCACAGCGCGUCCGACACUGCUACCCUUGCGGGAUCACCGACUCCAAGCGCACGAUCUGGACCCGCGACACUCAAGCUAUCGUCGCGAGAAGCGGAUCAGCUCCGACUGUGGGUGGAAUACAUUCGCAUGGAGCUUGUCUUUAUCGAGCGACUGCGCCGAAGAUGGCUGGUCCUCGGUCUGGAAUGGGAUACCGAAGACACAGACGCGGAUGCUACUGGUGUCGGCUCCUCCACUGACUCGACAGAAGCUCAGCAAGCAGCUGUCGAUCUCGAUUCGCAAGCAAGACUCAUAGUUCAAGACGCCGAGGAAGAACAGGAGGAGAAGAUACUACUCAGUCAAGUUCCAGACAGAGACGAUGACGUGCAACCCGAGGCCGUGGAAGCUUCGAGUGACAAACCGAACACGUUUGCACCCAGGAAGAUGACGACCAUCCCUCCCACACAGAUCGCCAUCCUGAGGGGAAACAUCCCGCUUUUCCUUAUCGGCAACGCUCUCGAAUCGCUCGCCCCUCACCUUCAUUUCGUGUUCCUCAUCGCGCUCACCGAGCUGCUCCAGUCCUUCCCCUUCGCCGAACCCAUCAGUAUCGAUGCUCCCAAGAGUGGCCAGAAGCUUCGACGUCGCCUUCUUGAUGGUGUCUAUGAGUACCUCUCGGAUCGUCAGCGAUGGGGAUGGACCCAUUUCGCGCCGCCAGCUCUUGCCAGCUCUCUCCGACCCUUCCGUCCAGACAGAUCUCUCCACGUGGACGAAGCAGACCUCACUGCUGCGCAGGUGGCCAACACCGAGGAAAUGGACUCGCAUCGGCUCCUCACAUCGGCCAGCCGCCUGCGUACCACUUUCUCUGACGAGACCGACGGCCUCCUUCAACUCGCAUCGCAGCUUCGAGUCACGGCUACAUCCGGCCUCCAAAGAUCGUCUGCCUCGUCUUCACCAUCUUUGGCUGUCCGGCUCGUCUUGCAUCUCCUGCAGUCUCUCCUAACGGAAAGGACUGCCAAAGGAUCGAGGGCGUCUCUCGCCUAUCACAACCUAGCGCAGUCAGGCAUGCUUCCAACCGCUGUCAACGACGCCAUCAAACAAGUGCGCACACUUUGCGUGCAAGCACCUGCUGAUGCUGCCAAACAGUCAGAGCGUACCGCCAAGGCCAACUUCUACACUACCGCCGCGCUGCUGAUCGAAAUGCUUAGCGACCGACAACGUUCCGGCAUUGACGAGCCCAACUUACUGCGAUACCUCGAGUCGGUGCAGACACAGCUUGUCAAGGAGGCUCAAGCCGCGGGACCCGGGAUCGAGACAGCUCAGAUGCGUGCUAUCACACUCCGCACAAAAGUCGACGCCGCACUCGCGCUGUCGGACGCAGACAGUAGCAGCAAGAAGCUGUCCAAGCUCAAAGAGCAACUCAAGGACGCCACAAGCAGCGCUCACUUUCCCGCCAGCGACGAGCUGUGGGGCCUUCGUAUCCUCGUAGCUUCCAGCAUCGCUAGAAUGUCAAACAAAUCGGUUCAAGACAGUCGCAAUGACAUUGCUGCAGAAUGGCGUCGAGGGCUGCAAGCCUGCUCCGACCACGUCGAUGUCGAGGCUGCCAGCUUGUCGGCAGAGGCGAGCCUGUGGUCUCGAUUCUUUGACUGGCUUGACAAUGGCGUGCUCGGUUCCGAGGCUCAAGGUCGCAAGGAGAUCAAGGCAGCUUUCCGCUACAGCUCCGAGCAGUACCGGUGGGCUAUUCGCGAAACAGCCUCGUUGCUUUCGCGCAGCUACAGUGGCAAAGCUGCCGACGUUGAAGCGGUGCACCAGUACCGCCAAGAAGUGCACGAUCUGUGCGUGCUGCGUUACGUGCGACUCAGCCGUGCCGUGGGCAAGCACGAUGACACAAUCGCUUGGCUGCUUCAGUCUUGCUUUGCCUCUCACCAAGCGUGGCUGGACGUCAUUUCUGAAUUGCGGAAUCGCGAUAGAGAGCCAGAAGCCGACUCGGAACAAUCUAGGAAAGAUGAUCAGAUCGUCGACCGGAUCUUCAACAAGCUGUUGCAGAUCAAGGCGAUGGACGUUGAGGUGUGGAUCGCCUACCUCGCCUACAUGGCCGCCAGCGACAUGUCAAGGGCCCUGAAUGCGCUGGAGCGAUGCAGAAGCACAUUGGAGAAGGGCGAGUACAAGCUCGUCGAAAACGAGUGGCAGCGCAUCUGCCAAGACUUACAGAGCCGAGCCGACACUGUCAGCGACGCUGAUGAUGAUACGGAUGAUGAUGUAGAGGCCGAAGGGGAGGAGGAAGAUUGA